AUGCUGACCAUUCAUUUCUCUUAUAUUCCUCUGCUCCUUCUGCUUACUUCUUCUGCCUCCCAAUCUAUACGCUUGGUUCAUCGGUCGCCAUUUCCCACAAAACAUGAGCCAUUUCUUAUUGGUCAUGAGCUGGACUUUAAGCUAAAAGGUCCUGUUCAACAGCCUCGACCCUCCUCAAAUUUCCUUAACACCUCUAAGCUUUUUGUUUCUAGCCAAUGUCAGAGCGAUGAACAAUUGCAGUUACUCCAAAUGAAGAACAGCCUCGUGUUCAGUUCUAAUUCAUCUGUAAAUCUGGCGCAGUGGGAUCAAAACACAGAUUGUUGUGUUUGGAGUGGUGUGGAUUGUGAUGAGGCUGGACAUGUUAUUAGUCUCAACUUGAGCAAUGAAUCAAUCUCUGGUGGAAUUGAGAAUGCGACUGGUCUAUUCGCUCUUCAGAAUCUGAAUAGCCUAAAUUUGGCUUAUAAUAGAUUCAAUGCAACUCAAAUUCCGUCCAGAUUGGCCAAUCUCAAAAACUUGACUUAUCUGAAUCUUUCUGAGGCUGGCUUCACAGGGCAGAUUCCCAGCUCGAUUUCAGGCAUGACAAAGUUGGUUACACUUGAUUUGUCAAGUCUUAACUUCUUGGGAUCUUCUGUCUUGAAACUCGAGAAUCCAAACUUAAGCACGUUUCUACAGAACUUCACAGAGAUUAGAGAACUGUAUCUGGAUGGUGUAAAUAUAUCAGCUCAUGGAAAUGAAUGGUGCAAAGCUUUAUCGUCUUCACUGCCUAAUCUACAAGUCCUGAUUCCCGGGUUUUUAGCAGAAUUCAUGAAUUUGACCUCCCUGCGGCUCAGUUACUGUGGGCUACUUGGAACAUUUCCAGAAAAUAUCUUCCAGGUACCAACACUACAGAAUCUUGAUUUAUCAAACAACGAAUUACUCAAGGUUCUUGCCACAGUUUCCUCAGAAUCUGUCUCUUAG
Molecule: messenger RNA, 957 nt
Organism: Pistacia vera
Lineage: Eukaryota; Viridiplantae; Streptophyta; Magnoliopsida; Sapindales; Anacardiaceae
Product: receptor-like protein 7
Exons: 3
Coding region: 1-957 (318 amino acids)
Molecular function (GO): protein binding
Source: RefSeq, a predicted model, not a curated record